UCACACAGUAGAGCUUGCUAGUAUGAGCGAAAAAGAUUACAAUCACGACGUGAGAUCGGAAUGCCUCGGUUCAAUCAAUGCUGUCCAGGAUCUGAUACACCAGUAUUCGGAGAUGAACGAUGAGGAAAAGACUCGGAUUGCGGGAGUCAAGGGAUAUCUCGAAGACCAAUUGGCUUUCUUGAUUAAACAACUGAUAAGCCUUGACGAAGUGUCUACCGAGACAUCUUUUGACGAGAACUCUGCCUCAGGUUUAGAAUUGAACUAUAACAUAAAAAAUUUGAAACCCCACGAAAAGUACAAAACUAACAAUCAACUUACAAAAAUAAGAAAAAAACGCUACAAGCCCAAAAUAAUUCACAAGUUCAUCAAAAAUACAACGAUGAAGAAACACACAACUCAAACUAACUUUGAUUCAUUGCAAAUGACCGAACCAUCUGCAAGAGACAAAAUUAAAAUCAACAAUCUACUCCAAAAUGUUGAUGAUAAAAUGCAAAAAGAUAAUAAAUUUGAAGAACUCUCUGACGAAUUAGUUGAAAAAGUUGAUGAUUUUCAAGCUCCCGUUGGUGAUAAAACCGAAACUGGUUCUGAUAGAAUGAAAAGAAAUAUAAAAGAUGUAUAUUACAAAGCGGUUCAUGAUGCUACAAAAUAUACAGAGAAGACUAUGCAUCCACAUUAUGCUGGAACAAAGACUUGAUUCAAAGAUUCUUUCUUUAGUAUAUUAACCGUAGAAUUAGCUUUUAAAAAUAAUGCAUUAGAGUUAUUCAAAGUUAUUUGCAGAAGUAUAGAAGAGAAUUAUCAGUAGCUGUAAAAAAGUGCAAUGCAAUAUAGUCACUAUUAUUAUUAUAUCUAAGGGGGUUUAACUGAGCUUAUUAUUUGUUGAGUAGCUAUGAUUGUGAUAUUGAGUAGCUGUCCUAGUGAUGAGUAUUUGUG
Molecule: messenger RNA, 930 nt
Organism: Hyposmocoma kahamanoa
Lineage: Eukaryota; Metazoa; Arthropoda; Insecta; Lepidoptera; Cosmopterigidae
Exons: 3
Coding region: 23-694 (223 amino acids)
Source: RefSeq, a predicted model, not a curated record